This is a messenger RNA of Ixodes scapularis (black-legged tick), 2093 nucleotides long. Its product is annotated as sulfotransferase family cytosolic 1B member 1. Gene Ontology annotation, molecular function: sulfotransferase activity. Gene Ontology annotation, biological process: sulfation. The transcript is spliced from 7 exons. Gene Ontology annotation, cellular component: cytoplasm. The record is from RefSeq and is a predicted model, not a curated record. NCBI's taxonomy places the organism in Eukaryota, Metazoa, Arthropoda, Arachnida, Ixodida, Ixodidae. Bases 192 to 1457 code for a protein of 421 amino acids.
ACCGGGGCCGCCUGAGCUUUUUGAGUGCUACGCCCGCGUGUGCUACAACAGCCCGACGUUCCGCACACAGACACCUGCGAAAACCCAUCCAGACCACUGCCGCCAAAAAACCGCUACCGCUGCCGGCGGUCCAGGCAAAGCGGUGCGCGGUAAACCACACCCUUCCCUAUACCUUUGCCUGGCUGCUGAGCAUGAUCUCGCUCAAGUUCCUGUACAGCAGCCCGCUGGGCGCCCUGCUGACGGGCGGCCGGAGCGGCAAGUGCCCGGAGAGCGAGCAGGUGGUCCCGGCCGAGAGGGACCCCAAGGUGGCCGAGGACCCGGACUGGUCCGCCUACGCAGCCGCCAUCCCGCGCGCACAAAGCUUCAAGGGCGUCCUGCUCCAGGGCUACCUGCUUCACCCGCACGUCCUCAGGGGCCUGGCCGACUUCAAGAUUCGCAACGACGACGUCUUCAUCGUCACCUACCCAAAGUCAGGCACGACCUGGAUGGAGGAGAUCGUGUCGCUGAUCAUGAACGGCGGCGACCCGGACCGGGUGAAGAACAAGCUGCUCGUGUACCGGGUGCAACACCUGGAGGUGGGGCCCCCUGUCGGCCACCUGUGGCACCUGCGGAAGACGCGCUCCCCGAGGCUGCUCGCCACCCACCUGCCGCUCAAACUCAUCCCCAAGCAGCUACAGCAGGCCAAGUGCAAGAUUAUCUACGUCGUGCGGAACCCCAAGGACAACGCCGUCUCGUACUACCACCACCACAAAAUGAGCACGUUCCUCGGCAAUUACAAGGGCUCCUGGGACGACUUCCUCACGCACUACACGGGCGGUCACGUGGUGUACGGUUCGUGGUUCGACCACGUUCUGCCGUACUGGAAGUUUAGCCUGGAGCGGCCGGACCGUGUGAUGGUGGUGUCCUUCGAGGAGCUCAAGAUCGAGCUGGGCGCCAUGGUUCAGCGCAUCAGCCAGUUCCUGGGCCGGCCCCUGGGGCCCGAGGCCCUGGCGGCCGUGGCGCAGCACUGCUCCUUCGACCAGAUGAAGAACAACAACAUGGUGAACCGGGAGGUGCUGCCCAUCUCGGACCUCUUCGACAUGACCCAGUCUAAGUUCAUGAGAAAAGGCAUCAUCGGAGACUGGAAAAACUACUUCACGCCGGAGCAGUCGCAGGCAUUCGACGAGCUGUACGCCAAGCGCAUGGCCGGCAGCCAGCUGGAUCUUGUCUUCGAGCCGCAGGAUGCCCUGGACCGCAUGCGAAAGUUCGGCCGCAUCAUCGUGACCCCAGAGCCCAAGGUCAGCUGGAACAACCGAGAGGCCCGCCCGUCCGAAUCGACCACCGACGACAACGACAACGAGGAGGACACCAAGCGACCCUUCCCGUGCUUCUUCGAUCCCCCGCCGGCGGUCCGCCGCAGGGAAACGGUGCUUCAUCACCCCUUCAUGACCCCAGACCCCCUCACGCUAACCGGGUAGCGACGCCAGCGACCAGCCAUCUCUGUUUCCUCUGCCUUGGUGCCUCCCGUACGAGUUCGCUUGUUCUCCCGGUUAGGCCUAAGAAUGCAGUCUAGGCCUGACAACGCGGGUUAGACCUAAGAACGCAGGUUACACCUAAGAACGCGGGUUAAGCCUAAGGAUGCGGGUUAGGCCUAAGCCAGUUCUCUCCCCCUUUUGCCCUCCGGCUUGUGCUUAAGGCCAUCUAAGUACCAGGACCAAGAUGUUGACCGGUGAUGGUCUCCAAGCCAGCCUCGCAACUCCGUCCGUUCUUUGCGAUCGACAAGUACCUGUGAGCUUGGGCAGGGGUUCUGGAGCUUAGGACAUUAUGAAAUUAUUUCACACGACAUCGUCGCGGAGAUCGCCGUGUCGCCCCGGGGAACUAUGAGGUCACUUUGUUGUGCGGCUGUGAAUCUUAAAAAGGCGAGUGCGUGCUUCUGCGAUGCUCCGUAUGAUGAUGGUGAUGAUGAUCUCGGUGUCCGUGGACAGUGCGCGGCGCCGGCGAAGGUGGGACAAUCCCGGCCGAAGUUUCGCGGCCAAAGCGACAGCGAACCAUCUUUUGUACAUAGCCGGUAUAACGUGGCACAUCCGCCCAUGCCACCAGCGAAAAAAAAAACA